This is a messenger RNA of Branchiostoma belcheri (Belcher's lancelet), 1609 nucleotides long. RefSeq names its product carbonic anhydrase 7-like. Gene Ontology annotation, cellular component: cytoplasm. The transcript is spliced from 8 exons. The coding region runs from base 312 to 1208 and encodes 298 amino acids. Lineage: Eukaryota; Metazoa; Chordata; Leptocardii; Amphioxiformes; Branchiostomatidae. The record is from RefSeq and is a predicted model, not a curated record. Gene Ontology annotation, molecular function: zinc ion binding; carbonate dehydratase activity.
AUGGUACCGUCGUCACGACUUUCCAUGACCAUAAACUGGGUCAUCAUCAGUUCUUGUCAAGCACGCACUGAGCCGGUGUGUGGCUGCAGCAGUGGUUGGAGAGGCAGGCUGCACACAUAUUAUACACUGCUAUCGAGCAAAAUCAGCUGCCCCUGCUCAUAAAGUACCAAAGUAUUCAGUGAGCUUAGCAGACACCUGAAAUCCGGAACGUCAGACACCUGAAAUCCGGAACGUCAGCAGCUGUGAAUAACGAUAACCACCUGGACAUCAGGUGUUCACAGCAAGUCGCGAGCACCAAGGUCGACGUCGUCAUGUCGGGCAAGAACCCAGCGUGGGGGUACGGCCAACAGAAUGGUCCGAGCAAGUGGCACGAGCAGUUUCCGGUAGCCAAGGGACAGCGUCAGUCGCCCAUAGACAUCGUCACAGACCAAGUCGUGUUCGACCAGACGUUGUCAGAUAACCCACUGAAGAUCAGCUACAGCAACAACUGCUGUCAGAGUGUCACUAACACCGGAGCCUCCUUCCAGGUCGCCGUGGAUGGGGCAGGAACUGAGAUCAGUGGUGGUCCCCUGGACAGCACCUACAAACUUGUCCAGUUCCACGCUCACUGGGGCCAUGGCGGGAACGAAGGGUCUGAACACACGGUGGACGGAGUCACCUACCCUGCAGAGCUCCAUCUAGUACACUGGAACACAAAGUACAAGGACGUCACAGAAGCCGUGGACAAACCUGAUGGCCUGGCUGUGAUCGGAAUCUUCUUUACGGAGGGAAAGGAGCAUUCAGGCUUCAAGCCAAUAACAGAUAUGUUCUCUAAAGUUCCCCGUAAGACGGACAAGGUGGAGUUCAAGUUCAAGUUCGACCCGGCCUGUCUACUGCCAGCUGAACGUAACUACUGGACAUACCUCGGGUCGCUGACCACACCUCCUCUGUUUGAGAGCGUCACCUGGAUCGUCAUGAAGGACCCUGUGGAGGUCUCUGCGGGACAGCUGGCUGCACUCAGGAGCCUACUAUGGGAGACCCCAAGCGGAGAGGGCCAGAUGGGCAAUAACUACCGACCUCCGCAGCCUCUGCAAGGAAGGCUGGUCAAGGCUUCUUUUACAGAAGAAACCACUGUGGAGGACAUAAUCCCGGCCGUGGUGUUGAGCGCCCUAGCCAUCGGCGUAGGCGCCAUCUUUACGAUAUCUAUGAUUCGGACCAAACGCUGGUGACGUUCUACUCAGAAACGCCACCUUGCGGGUGUUACCUUUACCUUUGGUUGCAGUCAUACAUUCGCUCAGCUGUUGUUCUACCUCAACAUAUCUUUAUAGAUAAGCAAAUUAUAGCAUUAUAAUAUUUCUUGCCACGGAAUAGCUAUGUUUACGUGUUACACACCUUUAGCCACUAACUGCCAAGUAAUGUAACCGUGACCUUUAUUUUACCAAAGAGACGAGGAAUGCUAUUUACACAUUCCUGUAUAUGACUCUGCAUCAUGUUCGGCUGUAUGCCAUCAUUGUGUUUGUUUACGUUUCUUAUUGCAUUUCAAUUGCUGUAUAGUGUUUUUAUCAUUUAACCGACUUGCAACAGUUGUAUCUCAGGCUACGAGCAACACUAGAAUUUCUCAUGAUGUCUA